This is a messenger RNA of Cucurbita maxima (winter squash), 489 nucleotides long. RefSeq lists its product as uncharacterized. The coding region runs from base 1 to 489 and encodes 162 amino acids. The record is from RefSeq and is a predicted model, not a curated record. The transcript is spliced from 2 exons. NCBI's taxonomy places the organism in Eukaryota, Viridiplantae, Streptophyta, Magnoliopsida, Cucurbitales, Cucurbitaceae.
AUGUCUAGAGAUUGUUGGUCUAGAAAAAAGUCUGUUGAAAGCAAUGUGGCAAUAUCCAAAAAGAAGAUAGAGGAUGAAUGGGAUGCAGAGAUCGGCAAUACGACAAUCAUGCCUGGCAAUAAGUCUGAUACAGUGUCGCUACAUAAUGUUUAUCAUGUACUGGGUAUAAAGAAGAAAUUGUUGUCAGUGUCACAACUAACAACAUCUGGAAGCUAUGUCAUGUUUGGGCCAGAAGAUAUAAAAGUUUAUCAAGAUGUUAAGAUAAUAGGAAAGCCAACAAUAGAAGGACGAAGAGUGGAGUCUGUUUAUGUUCUAUCUACAGAGUCUGCCUAUGUUGACAAGACUCGAAAGAAUGAGACGACAAAUCUAUGGCAUGCAAGAUUGGGACAUAUUAGUUACCAUAAAUUGAAGCUGAUUAUGGAGAAAUCCAUGCUCAAAGGUCUAUCUCAACUUGAAGUCAUAACAGACGUUGUUUACGCUGGAUGUUAA